AUGGAACAGUGUGCUCAGCCGUCAGGAGGCGGCAGAGGAAACUGGAAAAACUUCGCUAGCACUCAAGCUGAGGAGGAUGCAUAUGAUUACGUUAAAUUCAGGGUCAAUCCCAAGCCAACUGGGUUCGUGGGCUCUGUCGCCCAUGCGAUCAAGGGCGCCUUGGGCGGCGGUAUCCUCGGCGGACACGUUGCCUUCAUGAAGGCGGGCUUGAUAGCGGCACCUUGCGUCUUCCUGUUCGGAGUGUAUAUGACAUACUGCUUAUAUAUGCUAGUGACAUCAGCACAAAUUCUGUUCAGAAGAACUCGGGUGUCUUCGAUGUCUUACCCAGAUGUCGGCGAAGCAGCGAUGGCUUGCUUCCCAAAUCCUAGUGUUGCAAAAUGGGCAACGGCUUUUAGGUAUUCUAUGGAUGCUAUAAUAUGUAUAGACCUGUUUGGCGCUUGUGCUUGUUACCAACUUAUAAUUGCUAAAUCUAUAAAGCAACUUGUUGAGAACACGCAACACCCGACAAUGGAAGGAUUAGGACCAGUUUUAUGCGUGCUGGUGACUAUCUAUUAUGCGAUGCAGUUCAACCCUUCUAUGUCUGGUCUUAAGGUUACAACCACGGCGUACAGUUACUUCGAGUUUAUUGGCAUGUCUGUGUUUAGUAUGUCCUGUGUGGGAGUCGUACUGCCCAUCGAAAAUAAUAUGGGCAACCCUAAGAAUUUUCCAAAAGUUCUUGUCACUGGUAAGAUAAUAAGGAUAGAUUUAAAAUUUGUUGUUUUAAGACUGUGCAAUAUCUAAUUUGGUGGUUACAAAUGGUUCUGGAUCUCAGAUUCUGGAAAAGUUAGGAGCCGGAUAUUUGAGUAAAUGAUAUUUUAAAGUGUUAGCUUCGUUAUGACUAUACAAAAUAUACAAUUUGUAAAACUUUUCUCGAUAGUUUAUUUUUUUGAAAAAUACAUGUGUUGCUCACAUUUUGCUUUCAAUCUCAGGAAAAGCAGACUUCUUAAAUUUUUGUUUUGUAUAGAAAAUUAGGUAUAUAUCUUGAACAUGGCCAUUUUGUUUUUCGUUAUGUUGUUUAAUUUACUUGCAAUUAGGUAAAAAUGGUUUUGGCGCUCACGUUAUAAAAUUUGCGUCGCGCGUCAAUCGCUCCGUGCUUUUCACUCACGUGAAAGUCAUAUUUCGGCGUCUCGUUUGCGCUUCGAAUUUUAUCCAUAUCGUAAAGACGCGCUGCGCGCUCUUAAGCUUAAAACUCACUAUUACGCCUGAGACACGUAACGGAUACAAUAUAUCACCCCGCUGUUGACUGACGGUUUGCCUUUACCCCGCCAGCCUCUCGCCAGCAACGUUUUACGUCACUUCGUAACAUGUCCGAGAGGUGGUGGACAUUUUAGAGCAGCAGAUUUUGCAAUCAUCUCAUAUUGUGUUUACCACGAAAUAACAUAAUUAUGGUCAUUUUACGUAAAGUGGCAUUAAUAUAGUAGUGGUAGUAGCAAGUAUUGACGUAAUUUUAUUGAAAUAAUCACGUUAAAUGAUAUACAUAAAAUCACUGCCAUUUGAUGUUACAUAGCGUAGUUAGGUCAUUUUGUAGAAAUAACUAUUUUAAGUGAUCGCAAAGCCGAAGGACAAAAACGAUGAAGUGAUUUAUUAUUUGAAUGGUAAACCUAGCUACAUAAUAGGGCUACAGGCUCAGACUAAUUAGAUAAAGACCUGCCUCGCAAGACAUUAUUUUUCUGUCAACGCAUAUGAUCAACGAUCUUAUGCGAUUAUAAACACUGUCUCUAAAGAAUCGAUGUUUCAUAAUUUACAAUCGUGUCCGUCGGUUAAAAACCUCCGUAAAAAUACCUUUUUGUGUAGUUAUAUGGUGUAAAAAACGAACAAAAACUGCUAGUUUAGUAUAAAAUAUGUAUACAAUCUAAGCUAGUUUUCCUUAGAAAAUGGCAGAAAAUUUUGUUCGUGAAUUUGGGUGCGAUACUAGUCCUUAUGUAUUUAGUAUUGACUAGUAACUAGCAGUAGCUGUCAUUUUCUUCUUUUUUUUUUCAUUUAUUGUCAUGAUAAAUAACAAUAUACUCGUACGUUAUUACAUACCAUCACACCUCAUUUCUAUCAAAGACCACAUUCUUUUGAUUGAUAUGGUUAUUAUCUUUGGACAUUUU
Messenger RNA from Bicyclus anynana (squinting bush brown), 2132 nucleotides. RefSeq names its product proton-coupled amino acid transporter-like protein pathetic. The record is from RefSeq and is a predicted model, not a curated record. Gene Ontology annotation, biological process: amino acid transmembrane transport. The coding region runs from base 1 to 780 and encodes 259 amino acids. Lineage: Eukaryota; Metazoa; Arthropoda; Insecta; Lepidoptera; Nymphalidae. The transcript has 6 exons. Gene Ontology annotation, molecular function: amino acid transmembrane transporter activity. Gene Ontology annotation, cellular component: vacuolar membrane.